AUAUAAAGCUGCCCUCGUGGGUAUAUUAUCACAAUAUAAUAAGAAUGUCUCGAGGUACCAGUGCAGGAUUUGAUCGGCAUAUAACUAUAUUUUCUCCAGAGGGUAGACUUUAUCAAGUUGAGUAUGCAUUUAAAGCCGUUACUCAAAGUAACCUCAAUACUAUUGGUUUGCGUGGAAAAGAUUGCUCAAUCGUUGUGACACAGAAGAAAGUUCCCGAUAAAAUGAUAGAUCCAAUCUCAAUUACUCAUUUGUUCUAUAUCACAGAUAAGAUUGGAUGUGCCAUGACAGGAUUAACAGCUGAUUGUGAGUCUCAGGUAGAAAGAGCUAGAUAUGAAGCAUCUGAUUGGAAAUAUAAAUAUGGAUUUGAUAUACCCGUUGAUGUUUUGGCUAAAAGAAUAGCAGAUAUAUCCCAAGUUUAUACCCAAAAUGCUGAAAUGAGACCUUUAGGAUGCAUAAUGAUCUUAAUAUCCUACGAUGACGAAAACGGACCUCAAGUUUAUAAAACCGACCCCGCCGGAUAUUGUUGCGGGUUUCGGGCAGUCGCUGUCGGCUCCAAACAAACCGAAAUGUUUAGUUUCCUGGAAAAAAAGUUCAAGAAAGAGGAAGGCCUAUCCAUGGACCAAUGCAUUAAACUCGCAAUAUCUGCCAUGGGAACCGUUCUCUCGGCCGAUUUUAAAUCCUCGGAUCUCGAAAUAGGUGUAGUGACUAGGGAUGAACCAGUUUUUAAGAUUUUGAACGAGAACCAAAUAGAACACUAUCUGGCAAAAUUAGCCGAAGAAACAUAACGCACAUUUUAUUAAUGAUUUUUUAUUCAAAUUAUACAUUUAUAUAUUUAAAAAAAUAUUCGGGCGAUAUUUGUAAACUCCCUGAUUUCAUAUCUUUUUGUCA
Molecule: messenger RNA, 888 nt
Organism: Gordionus sp. m RMFG-2023
Lineage: Eukaryota; Metazoa; Nematomorpha; Gordioida; Chordodea; Parachordodidae
Product: proteasome subunit alpha type-6-like
Exons: 7
Coding region: 45-785 (246 amino acids)
Biological process (GO): ubiquitin-dependent protein catabolic process; proteasomal protein catabolic process
Cellular component (GO): proteasome core complex; nucleus; proteasome core complex, alpha-subunit complex
Source: RefSeq, a predicted model, not a curated record